Messenger RNA from Trypanosoma brucei brucei TREU927, 567 nucleotides. Its product is annotated as 60S ribosomal protein L31. The record is from RefSeq and is a predicted model, not a curated record. The transcript has a single exon. Gene Ontology annotation, cellular component: ribosome; cytosolic large ribosomal subunit. Gene Ontology annotation, molecular function: structural constituent of ribosome. The coding region runs from base 1 to 567 and encodes 188 amino acids. Gene Ontology annotation, biological process: cytoplasmic translation. NCBI's taxonomy places the organism in Eukaryota, Euglenozoa, Kinetoplastea, Trypanosomatida, Trypanosomatidae.
AUGACUCGCGCUGGAUUUAAGGGUAAGGUGCUCGGUAAGGAAAAGAAACUUGCGCUGCUUGAGGCCCGAAAGAAGGCGGCUGAAGCUCGCAAGUCACGCGAUGACCGCCGUUGGAAGCGCGUGUUGGCGAAAAUGGACCCCGAGAAACGCAAAAAGUACCACGGCGUGGGAAAUACGGCUGAACACUCUCGUGUCCGCGGUUGCACACGCGCAUCACUUUUCAAGAGAACUGGUCGCAAACCCGAUAACAUCGUAAUGGAAGCGUCCAUUCAUCUCUCAAAGCUUCUGAAGAAGAGGACAUUCCACAAACGCGCACCCAUCGCUAUUAAACGCAUUCGCUCAUUUGUGGGUAAACUGAUGAAGACGAAGGACAACCGCAUUGAUGCAUCCCUGAACACCUUCAUUUGGCAUAAGGGCGUGAAGGGUGUUCCUGGCCGAGUUCGUGUACGUGUGGAGCGCAAAUCCGAGACGAUGGAAGGCGGCAAACGCAAGCACUUCUACACAGUCAUCUCUCACAUCCCAGUUCCUAGCUUCAAGAACCUGACAACUAAGGUGAUUGAGCAGUAA